CUCGUUUCACUCUCGCCUCGAGGCCAAGAUAUUACAAAAUAAAUGGCGGGUUGUCUUCGUGCACACUGACCAGUAUUUGUCCAUCUCUAUGGUUUGUCCUGAGCACGAUGAUAGAUGUUCACUGCCACAUCAGUGCCGAAGAAUUUGCAUCCGACAGAGAGUUGAUGAUACAAGGGGCACAAGAGGUUGGUGUAAAAGCUAUUGUUGCUGUUUGUGAAUUUCCAAAAGAUUUCAGCAUUGUACUAGAAUUGUCGACUAGGUACCCUGGUUUUAUUCAUCCCUGCGUUGGAGCUCACCCUGUACAGGAAGGCAACAGGAGCGUCUCUUUAAAGGAAUUUGAAAAGACCGAGGAAUUUGUAAGGCAAAAUGCGAAGUUACUUGUUGGAAUAGGUGAAGUAGGCCUUGAUUUCACGCCAUAUAUCAUUAAGUCUCCCAAAGACAAGGAAAUUCAACGAGAAGUUUUUAAAAGACAGAUUCAACUUGCCAAAGAUUUUAGUCUUCCGUUGAAUGUGCACUCCAGAUCCGCUGGAAGACCAGUUAUCGACAUUCUCAUUCAAGAAGGUGCAAAAGAUGUCGUUCUCCAUGCGUUUGAUGGCAAGCCGUCCGUGGCAAUGAAAGGUGUUGAUGCUGGUUACUUCUUUUCUGUGCCACCCUCUGUCAUUCGAUCUGAACAGAAGCAGAGACUGAUAAAGCAAAUUCCACUGGCAAACCUUCUUUUGGAAACCGACGCGCCGGCGCUCGGACCUGUAAAACAGGAAAGAAACGAGCCAAAGAACAUAGAGAUUUCUUGCCGGGAGAUAUCCAAAAUAAAGAAUAUCUCUGUUGCACAUGUAAUAGAAGAAACAACGAAAAAUGCUCUUAGACUUUUUGAUAGAUUGUCAAGAUAACAACCAAUUCAUGCAUAAAGUACAUAUUUAGUGAAUGUUAGUGAUUCAGCAAUGUGCAGCUUUUUUAGUACAA
Molecule: messenger RNA, 960 nt
Organism: Rhopilema esculentum
Lineage: Eukaryota; Metazoa; Cnidaria; Scyphozoa; Rhizostomeae; Rhizostomatidae
Source: RefSeq, a predicted model, not a curated record